This is a messenger RNA of Melozone crissalis (California towhee), 414 nucleotides long. RefSeq names its product podoplanin (gene PDPN). Gene Ontology annotation, biological process: response to hyperoxia; cell-cell adhesion; positive regulation of cell migration. The transcript has 4 exons. The record is from RefSeq and is a predicted model, not a curated record. Gene Ontology annotation, molecular function: protein-folding chaperone binding; signaling receptor binding; chemokine binding. Gene Ontology annotation, cellular component: apical plasma membrane; basolateral plasma membrane; lamellipodium. The coding region runs from base 1 to 414 and encodes 137 amino acids. Lineage: Eukaryota; Metazoa; Chordata; Aves; Passeriformes; Passerellidae.
AUGUUUGAUAAAGUUUAUUUCUCAGAGGAGCCAGAACAUGUGACUAACAAGAAAAAUCCUAAUUCUCUAAAAUUUUAUGCAGCAAGCUCAGUUCUAGAAGGAGAAGAAAGUGCAACAAGUGAUUUCAGAGACAGAAAUGACACAGAGUUUGAAGAAGUACCAACAAUUUUUGGAGACCUGAAGACCACAGAAAGCAGCUUCAUCCAGGAUGGAGAAAUUGAAAAUGCCACUGCUUAUGAAGUUAACACAGAAAGUGUUGAUGGUGAACGGAGUGGGGAAACAGAGAAAACUGAUGAAGGUGGCCUGGGGACAAUUGCACUGCUUGGAAUAAUUAUUGGAAUCAUUGUUGCAGUUGGAAUCCUUGCAGGAAUAAUAAUUGCAGUUGUGAGGAAAAUGUCAGGCAGGUACUCGUAA